UUUUUAAUCCCUAACAGAACACUCAAACGCAGACCAAUGACCGGAAAUGCUUUCCUUCAAGCUCAACGCCGGAAAUACCAGAACAAAUCCAUUCUGAUGACAGCGGUCACGAUCGGUGCCUUCCUGCUAAGUUGGUCGCCUUACGCUUUAGUUAGCCUCACGGCGACGGUCAAAGGCCAUCACGUGAUGACAUCCGGGGAAUCAGAAAUCCCGGAGCUUAUGGCCAAGGCCUCUGUGAUCUAUAAUCCUAUCAUUUACACAUUUAUCAAUGACAAAUUUCGCCACACUCUCUGGGGAAUUUUGAGUGGAAACCGGGGGAUUGUUCUCCCACGAGGUAGGUCAGGUAGCGAGGAACCGACUGAACACGGGUCAGUAAAUGCAACACACGCGUCACCACGUGACCACUAAAGACUGUCCAGAAGGUUUUUCAGGAUCAGGGAUUUUAAUUAUUUGAAGGUCGACCGGAGAAAGGGAGCGAUAUUUGGGAAAUAAAAUUGGGAACUGGACACGAAUUUGGCACUUUCACGAUGCAAGAUUUGGGAAAUGUCUACAUCGUAACACUACCUACUUGUAAUCAACCAUCUGUCUACCGUGUGCAGCCUACUCCUCACAUUUGACUGUGUAUGGAGGUUCUAUUAAUGAGGAAAUCUGAACUCUAAAGCGUAUGUUCAGGAUCAGGAUUAGCAAAUAAAAGUAUUCGGUGUGGUGGGACUGGGAAAUUUUGGAAGGGAUGUUGGGAUUGAAUAAACCUGAUGAGGACCCUCUGGUAAAACUUGUAGCCUAGGAAUAUUCGUUUGGAGCUUUGUCACCAGACAUUCCAACAUUCGGUAGUCCAUCCCUGGUCUUUGCACCGUGUCGGUUAUUUCCUAAGACAAGCAGCUAAUCAUUAUAAUUGAUUUAAUGUUCCCUGCUUACGCUAGUUACAUAAUGUACAGGUUGUUGUCUUUCAGCUCAUUUAAAACUAGUAAUAUCCAACGGUUAGGGAGUGUGGGCGAGAUCGAUACAAGGUGUCUCCCGAGGGGCGGGGGAGGGGUACUUCCCAUGAUGGCCUAUACGAGGAGGCUCCGUCCGAAAGGGGUACCUUUCACGCGUGAUCACGUGUGAUAACGCGCUAGAACGAUUGAUAGAAAGUCCAAACGCGCGUGAUCAUAUUGCGUUUUAUGCAUUCCAUUCCGGAAUUUGAUCUUAUUAGAAGUCUGAAAUGCUGGCUACAAACUGACCGUGCAUGCGUGAUAGCAACCAGGAGAUCAGGUUUGCAGGUUUCUCUGGUCGUCUGCAAUUAUAAUCAUUUCACACGUUUGUAGUUUCAUCAAUUAGGAAACAAAAAAAACGACAUAAAAACCACAUUGGGGACUGUGAAAGGGGGGAAUUGUAGUUCAGGCUUGGACGAAGCAGGAGAUACAUCAGGAGACAAUAACCCGGAGCGAUCAACUUCCAUACACUCGUGUCGCGGCGUUUUCACCAACCACUUUAUUUUUAGAAUGAUUUUAUCGCGAAUUUAGAAGGAGUCCUACAAACCAGUCGGCAAAACCUGCAGAUCUAAAAAUGGUAUUUUUGACCUUUUAAUGACGUUUAGUAUUCUUUUUCUUCGAAUGCGCUCAUAGAGGGAGCGGAUCUCCAAGUUUCACGCAGAAAGGGCUCUCUAAGAUGUAUCUAAAUUAAACCAAACCUUAAAAACGCAACGAUUAUUGUCCUAUAUUGGUAUUGCUCGCUUCGGGUCAUGGGCUCCUGUUAUAUUGACAAUGAAAUAAAUAACAUAGCCACAAUAAAUAGAUAAUAAAAUAAAUAAACAAAAUAAAAUAAACAGAGGAAGAACAAGAACAAGAAGAAGAAGAAGAAAGUGACGGGUGGUUUUAUGCUUCCCAGGGGGUGGACGCCCAUAUAAAAGUGACGCGGAUGUUAGUCGUCCCGCUUCCUGUCACUUAUGAUGUCCAGCAUGAAAAGCCUAUAAAAUGCCUAUAAAAGUGUCGCUUAGAGUUGUGCGUAAAGAAAUAUCUUUCAUACUAGGAGCUUAGGUUCCUGCUCAUUCUGCUUUUGAGUGGUCAAGUAUAGCCCGAGACACGCCCAGUUUGGUCUUCUUUAGGGGUUCAAUUCUAGUUUUCCGACAAGUAUCCCUCUUUCUUUUAUAUGAUCUUAUAUUGUAGUCCCCCCGGGUUUUGCUUAGCAGAAUAACAAAAGAAGAACACACCAAAAUUCUAGUUAAAAAGCUACGGGCAUCAGACCUGGAACGUUACCAAAAUUUCCCCAGAACAAAUUUCUCGCAACGAUUUUCACUCAUCAGAAACGGUAAUAAUUUAUAUCCAUACAAGACGACCCUAUUAUAAAUCGUCCUUUUCCGUAAUUAUAGAUUUUUGUAUCGUGCAUUUGUCUAUAUGACAAGUGAAGACAAAUGAACGCAAAGAAUGACUGUAAAAAUUUUGUGGGUAGAAUAGUGACAACUGGGAAAACUAUUUACGAAUUAAAACUUCGAAAAACUACAUAAAAAAUAUAAGUUACAAAGAUUCUAUAUGUAAAAUAGUAAAAAAAAAAUGAUUCAAGGAGUUUCAAACAAUAUUAUUGUACAAAAAAAACUCAGUUGAUUAAAAACAAACUAGAAACUUGAAAGAAGAAUGUCUACAAAGACUUUCUUUUACGUUUCAGCAGAUGCCGAAAUCCCAAAACGAUCCAAGUCAAAAAAGGAAAAUAGAAAGCGUAUUGGGCAUGGUAAUGCAUUCAUGACUGAUUCUCACGCAUUUGUUUUUUCUGCUGAUUCGCACACUGUAGAACAACUAUUUGGAAGGACUGUUGUUUAAUGUAAGUCUCUUCAGGAAGCAUAAGCUCAGGAGUUCUUAAGCGACGAACGUCAACCGGAAGUGUUGUCUGCUACACAGCCGUUUUUAGUUUCGUCACGCAACGAUCCUCCCUAAACGUUGCGUGACGACACUAAAAACGGCUGAAAAGUAGACUACCGGAAGUGAGGCCUUUCGCCACUAAAUUAACACUGCUAAGUGUCUUUACUCUUACAGAGACGAUUUGCCCAAACAUUUGAACAAAACCACUGCCCAAGAAUUUAAAAGGUCCACUUCUGGUUGGCUUUCGUCGCUCAAAAACGUAAGGGAGUUGAACAAAGGUUCUUUAGAAUUGCUUUAUCCCUUUAUCCUGAGGAGAUAUGCAGCUAAUGAGCUUUUAAAGAAAAAAGUGCCAGGACAAGCAGAAAAAAAUGCCCAGAAGUUGACAGCAAAAGUUUAUUCUGUUUUCGUCACCUUUUAGACUUCCUCAAAGUCCUUCACGUCUCAUUUCCGGUUCCGGUAGUUGGCCCCAGCGCAAAUGACUUUUAUCCCCUGCAAGGAGGAAUUUUCCUCCUGUGGGUUUUAUCCAAUCACGAACCCAGAAAUACAGCUACAAGUAAAAUAGGUAAUGGCGUCAUUUCGUUGCUGUGACAACUCUGAUGUCAUUGUAACCCUGGUCAUAACAAAGUUUAAUCUUUAUCCUGUACAGCUGUGGUGGUAAUUUUUCCAAAUCUUUGUUAAUGGCGACGUAGUUUAUGAUCAAACUUGGCAGAUAUUGACCCUGAAAAAGCCAUCGAGCCAACUUAAGGUCCCUCUCACUGAAACCCAUCAGGCACACCGGAAUGCAAAGUUAACUGUGGUUGUUUUCGAUAAAAGUUUUAACUGACAUUACAACGAGAAUUCACCGCUGCUUUCUGUACACCCUGAUCUCGCGAAAAUUAAAAGCAUGCAGACUAUGAGAGUCAGAGUCCUGGAAACUGCGCCAAAGAGAAAAAACAAAGGAAAAAAGAAUUAUCCACAAGGUUGAGGUUCAGAACGGAAUAAGCUGCCAAACAGAUUGGAUUAUUAAAUGAGAUGGUGAAGAAGACCCAGCCUCUUCGCGCUGUUCGAGUGGGUGUCGCCGAAUCCGAACUUGCUGACGGCGACUGGGAACGAGAUUGAGAGCGACCUUGAUUUGGACCUCGAAGUUUUCUUUGAAGUGCUUAAUAGGCCAUUUCCUAAUUCAAUUUUGGAAGUAAGGAAUCCAACGUUAUAAAAAAGAACGACCGGAUCCUAAUAAAGGAUCUAAUCAGCUUUAAGUUGAAUUAUCGAACAAAAGAAGCAAGGCUGAUUUCGCAGUCGGGAAUAUAUAUAUUAUGUUGCCUCCAUCCUUCUCUUAGCGUGAAGCCAAUGAUGUGAAAAUGAUGUUUAUUCUUCUACAAAUAAACCUCGUUUUCACAACAAAGGUUUUGCACUUAGCCAGCCUCGCUUUGAAAAUGAAAUUUCUUGGAACUCGGAAAUGGUCUAUUGAAGUAAUUAUUACAUAAUCAAUGUUUUUGGAAUAGUGUGGUUUAGGAUAAUAAUGUUUAUUGAAAGAUUAUGUGCGCAAACCUGCAGUUCUAAAAUAAUUUCAUCUUCAAACAGACGGUCCAUCCUUUUCGUGUAUGUGUGACGAAUAAAAAUUCUCGAGCUACACAUUUAGUUUUUCCAUCAAGUAAGAAAAUAAAGAGAAUGAUUUUAGUGCCUGCUUAAUCCGGUUUCUAUAUGCUUUAUAUAAAAAAAUCAAAUAAAUAAUUCACAGAUGAAGGUAAAGAUAAUUACUACAUAAUCCAUAACAUGUGGUUUAUCAUAUUUCUUUUCCACAAGCCAUCUUUCCAAGAAGAAAGAUAUCAGCGGCUUUUGACCUUUAUAAUUUCCGUUUUUCGUUUUCCUCACAGAUUUAAACAAUAAAUGUAAAAUUAAAUCCCUAGAAAAGAAAAUAAGACAGAAAAGAUAAACAACAACUUGGAAUCACCAUAAUUUGAUUUUAGUGAAAUUAAAUGAGUAUCAUGAGUGAGAUGGAAGGAACUUGAAGACUGGCAUUUUUUUCUUUCUAUGGUAAUAUAUAUUGGUUUCUUUAUCUCGAUCUGGAAUUAUCAGGAAACGAGAUAAAAAUACUGAUAAUAAAAAUACAUCGCUAUAUUUUUAUUUUCCUCAUGGACAGUAAAUGGCAGGUGCUUAAAAACUCGCCUUGCAGCCCUUCGGAUCACUUUCAAUAGAAAUCCUUAGAAAACGAAGUUUGCCUGACUUUAGUUAGUUAAUUACAUUUGCUGUCAGCCAGUUUUCUUAAUAUCAACAACAACAAGAGAAGCAGUUGAAAUUAUUCAGUAUGGGUGUUUCUUACCCUUAAACGUGGCACUAAAGUAUCCAGAAUUCUGGGGGAUGACAAUUUUUCGGUAAGCUUACGGCUUUAUCAAAAUUGUUCUCAAACUUUCCACUUCGAUGUAAUGGAUUUUUAAUGCUGAAUUUUAUAAGAAAUUUGCACUUGAAUGUCUCGCACUAAGUGACUAAAACAAUAGUCUUGAGCAACCAAUCAUUGAAGCUUUGCAUGAAACACAGGGUGCCCUGUAGACGCUAAUGCAGUCUAUAUACACAAUGUAAAGAUUUCGCCGGUGGCGUUCCUUUUUAUUUCGCAGAAUUUCAUUUACGAUGGAGUAAAAAAUUGGGGAAACAUAUUCAGCAUAGUCGGUGAGUGUUACAUUAAUGAACGAGUAUUCAGUAUGUUCAAAUGCUCUUUGUUUGAACAAAAAUACUUUGACAGCGCUGGCCGGUUACUCCGUCUUUAUCGUUGUACGAAUUAAAGUCCUUCAGACUGAAACAAUUUAGUAAACUAAGAGAAUUUUGGUAUAAAAGCAACUACUUUUGAAGAAUGUUUGUUAUUUUUCACACAUCACGUUGGACCUCUACGCAAGAAAAAUCUCUGCACAUACUUAACGUUGAAACUGGUCUAACUCACAUGCAGUUAGCCAUGCAUAGGGAAAUUUUUAGUGUGCAACUCUCUUUCAUCUUAAGACUAAAGACUAGCGAGAAAAGGGCACACAUGAACCUUAGUUUUAAGUGUAAUAUAUAAGCAAUCCGACUGAACUUAUUGCAUUUGUGGUCUUAAUCAUUUAAAUAGAUGAAUGCUGCAUAUUUUUCCAGAGUGAGUGGGGUAGCGACCUGUAUACACCAGUAGACACGUGCGUACUUAGUGAAAUAAUGUCGCCGGAAAAAAUUUUGGAUCGGAUAAGAAAUACUUUAUAGAGUUUUUCCUCUCUUGUAAUUUUUUAUAUUCAUAUUAAACGAAGACUUGUCUAUGAGUUCACUUGAGUCGCCACACUUUUUUUUGUAAAGUCUAAGGGCAAGUAUUUGUCUUUUUGUUGUUUGUAAACAAUCUUUGUACAGCUAUCGACAGGUGAUGCAUGGUCGAUUACCCAAAGGCAAAAUCUGCCUCUGUGCGUAGCCAACAAAACAUUUGGGCUAUACCCCUGUUUUUGUUUUUUUUUCUUUUCUUUUUUUAAAGCCCAUUCAAAAUUUCAAGUCAGUAAUUUGGGGUAGGGUGAUUCUAUGGUCGAUUCAAAUUCAGAUACAGACAUUAUCGCCCUAAGUAGACCACUGAUCGAGAGAAAGUUUUCUUCAGGAAGCGUUUAUAGGCUAUUGUCCACAAGAGUCGGGCGCAUUAUACUACUGUCUACACGAGAAGGAAUAUCCAUUUAAGAUGGUUUACGCGUGGCCGAAAGCAGUAAAAUUUCCCUCAAAAACUGAUGUUUUACGGCUCUUCUUCUCGAAAAGUGUAGUUAAAUCACCUUUUAAGGAAAUCCCGAAUCUCCCAAAGAUUUUUCAAAACUGACCAAAAUUAUUAAAACUGUAUCAAAUUUCUAACGAUUUUGGUCACGUAUGACGUUGCACGGCUGUAAGAAGUCUCGUAAAAACAAUUAGUUGUCCCAGAUAUCGUUACCCCAGCGUACCUUGCGCUCAGCUAUAAUGGUUACGUAACUAUGGUUGAUUUUCCAUGCACGUGUGCUUCGUCUCGUGCUUGCAUAUCCACGGGAAAAUUGCGUAAACGCCAGGGUGGUCCAUUUGUUUAUAAUCGUGCAGCCAAAAGGAAUGGGAAAUUUGCAUUAGCGAGCUCAUUAGUUAAAGUUCAAAGGUUGCGCGUGCCUGGAAGCUUUUAAAAUCAUUAAUACUUGGUAUAGUGGGCGGCCAAGAGAAAGAAAUGUGGUUGUAUUUCAAGCCGAUCUAAGGUUGCGCGUGAAGCCGUAGAACCAUUAAAAAGCAGCAAUAAAUAAACAAACUUUUUAUAAUGGGCGGCUUGACAGAAAGAGUUGGGAUAAUGAGUUGUAUGAAGGUUUCCACCCUUCAUGAUACAGACCAAGGGCCUUCCGUUGAAUUUACGCACAAUCUGGCAAAGGACUGAACCAUAAUGAUUAUUCGGAAACAGGUAAACUCUAACUGCUAAGAGAACGGGUCUUCACAUUCAUAUUUAUAUUCAUAUUUAUUCAAGGGUGUUGUUCAAAAUGCUAGGAAAUGUAUUAUUCUUACGCACGUGCAAGGCCACGUGCCGAGCCGACUUAGUUCCUUCAGCUUUAUCAUCGCUGCGUUUUUUAAUGAACAACAAAAAAAAAACAUCAAUACCAGGUUCCACCUCAGUAUGCGGGUUUACUCUAACUUGCUGUUAAAACCAAGUCUUCAUUUUCAUAUGUUAGUAGUAUUUAUUUUAGUUUUAAUUUAAAUUGUUAUUAAGUAUGGCUUUUCGGUUAUAUAUUUACCCCCGUGGCAUUUUUCAGACAGCAGUAAAGUUACCACGAACGCCAAGGGUGUUUUACGGAAAUUUUGGAAGAUUUUUUUCCCUGAAACAUAAACGUAAUAGUUUCGAUGCGGAGAUUUUCCGGGAAGUGCCAGUUUUGUACGUAGUAAUUCCACUGAUCGUAGAAACUAACUGCGGCACAGCUGCAACUCAUAACUCAACUCAAAGCUCACUAACAUUUUUAGUAAAAAUCAUCUACCUAUAUCUGGGGUAACAAGAAAUUCAAACUAUCGAGGUGCACCUCAAGUCAUAUACAAGAUAACAUCACAAUUUCAACUCUCUUUGUCUAGGCGCUCGAUAUACCAAGUUUUUUAGAUCACGGUAUUUUUUCCGGUUUUAUUAAACGCUUACAGUAGUCAAGCGCAACUUUUGAACUUUACCUGAGUGUGUCUUCCGAUUCAAAUUUUCAAUUUCAGUAUUAGUUGAAAGCAAGAGGCAGAGCACGUGCCACGCUGACCAAGUUUUUCCUCAGUCCUACGUCCAUAGUGUUUUUCAUACAGUGGCAACUAAUAUAAUUAGUAAUCCACGAAUACCAGGUUUCAGUUCUUUGAAACCAGGUCAACUUCUACUAGGUAUUCAAUACCCCACUUCACAUUCUUAUUUACAUCCAUAUUUAUUUCAAAUUUUAAUUUGUACGUCCCAGGAAACGCUCUUUGUUAGGGUAUUUGACUUACACGGGGUCAAUCUUUCGUUUUUUCAUGCUGUUGCAAAGUAGCCUUGAGUACCCGAUGCCACUGUCAUGCGAUAGAGGGUCAACUCUAACUUGCGUUUCAAAACUGGUCUUCAUAUCCAUAUUUAUGUUCAUGUUUUUGUUAGGAAAUGCUCAAUCUUACACACGCUCAGAGAAACGCGCAGAACGGACUUUGCGUCAGUUAG
This is a messenger RNA of Porites evermanni, 8448 nucleotides long. NCBI's taxonomy places the organism in Eukaryota, Metazoa, Cnidaria, Anthozoa, Scleractinia, Poritidae. The record is from the annotation of a GenBank genome assembly.